Molecule: messenger RNA, 777 nt
Organism: Medioppia subpectinata
Lineage: Eukaryota; Metazoa; Arthropoda; Arachnida; Sarcoptiformes; Oppiidae
Source: the annotation of a GenBank genome assembly
CGGCAAUUCAUUGUCUUUCAAUAAUAACGACACAAAUAACGUCUUGUAUUGCAAUUGAUUUGAUUUUGAAGCGACUUUUGGAUCAAAUAAUAGUGAUUGCAAUGAAAAGAAGCGAAACAUCUGACGGACACAAUGACGGACACAAUCACACAAAGAGGUCCAACACUUGGGUCUCGUAUGCAUUGUUAAACUCGAUGAAAGACAAGUCCAUUAUUGUCUUAAAGGAUGAGUUGAUUACUAUAAUCAAAGAUAAAUACCCAAAGUCAAGACAUCAUCUGCUGGUCAUUCCCAACAAGUAUUCACAUUUAGAUUCAGUCGAAGACUUGAAUGCAAAUGAUGUCCAACUCAUUGACUACAUGACAGCCAAAGCGAAACAAAUAUCACAAGACUUGGAUCCGAGUAUUGAAUUCCGAUUCGGUUUCCAUACGAUUCCGAGUCAAAGACCAUUACAUCUUCACGUCAUUAGUCAAGACUUUGACUCCAAGUAUCUCAAAACCAAAAAGCAUUACAACUCCUUUACCACCCGUUUCUUCAUUGAUUCCAAGCAUGUGAUCGAAAAUCUCAAGAAUACUGGAAAAGUGGAUACCAUUGCGAGACAAGAGUGCGAACAACUCUUAAAGCAGGACUUGAUUUGUCAUUUUUGUCGAUCAAAAUUGUUAAAUAUGCCUAAUCUUAGGACCCAUUUAUUGACUCACUUUCCCGUUUAAAUUGCAAUUUAUUUUAUUUGUGCCUAAAUUAUAAUUACAUUAAAUUAUUUUAUUUUUGUCUAAAACUAAA